Molecule: messenger RNA, 1521 nt
Organism: Hyaloscypha bicolor E
Lineage: Eukaryota; Fungi; Ascomycota; Leotiomycetes; Helotiales; Hyaloscyphaceae
Product: ISP domain-containing protein
Exons: 7
Coding region: 198-1496 (432 amino acids)
Molecular function (GO): iron ion binding; 2 iron, 2 sulfur cluster binding
Source: RefSeq, a predicted model, not a curated record
AAAGCCAAGAGUGGAGUGACACCAAUAAUUAGGAGGCGUACAGAUGGCAAGGUAUACCGAAAUCGUGGUGAUCGUGCUGUCUCUUCUCCCACUCUCCCCAAUCGAACAUUUCAAGACCUCAGGUAGAUUAAGCCAAGCACUCAAACACCUCCCAACUUUCAAUAAAUCCGGAAUUAUUAGACAGAAAUUGUUUAGUAAUGGCUGCGAAGAUAGCCAGAUAUCAUACUCUUCCUGCUUCUUGGUGGGUCAGUGAGAAGAUAUAUGAGCUUGAGAAGCGUGCUAUCUUUAGUAAGUCAUGGAUCCUCACAAUGCAUAGCUCCCGUUUCACCAAGACUGGAGAUUACUUUCGAAUCGAUAUUGCCGGAUUCCCUAUCAUUCUGAUUCAUGGAAAAGACGGGACGAUCCAAGCCUUUCAUAAUGUUUGUCGGCACAGGGCAUAUCCAAUCGUCAAUAAAGAGUUUGGCAACUCUUUGGUUCUAGGUUGUAAAUACCAUGGCUGGUCCUACGACACGAAAGGUAGCUUGAUCAAGGCACCGGGCUUCGAAACCGUACCCAACUUCGAUAAAUCCGUCAACGGACUCUUCAAAGUUGCCACUCAUACCACACGCCAGGGCCUCAUCUUCGUGAAUUUCGACUCUACUCCUAACAUCACACCAUUCCACGAGUUCUACAAAGGGUUGGAAGAUGAGAUGGACGAGUUUGAUUUUGGAGAAUUUGAGUAUGUUGAGAGUUGGCAACAGGAUGGGGAGUUUAAUUGGAAGACAUUGUUGGAUGGAUAUAAUGAGUGUUACCACUGCCCAACAGCGCACCCAAGUUUCUCCAAAGUCAUUCAAGUCCCAACCUAUCAAGUGGAACCGAGGCACAACUAUGCUCGUCACUCGGCUGAAGUCGUUGUCCCCGAUUCGAACGCAAAGUCAACAAUGGUAGAGUCCAAACCCGCAGGAUCGUCUUGGAGCUCAUGGCUGGGAUUCCCAUCCUCUGCUUCAAUUGAUCAGAGCUCCAUAAAGAUUGAUGAGCUUGGAGGUGAUAAGCCCGGUCUCUGGCUCUCAUUGUUCCCACUCAACGGAAUGAACUGCUACUCUUACGCAUGGUACUAUAUGAGACUUGUACCCAAGUCUGCUGGAAGAACAGUGCUUGAGUAUGACAUCUUCGCUAGAAAAGGGGAGGACCCGGUGAAAGUUCGAGAAUUCAUCAGGUUCCUGAAGGAGGUCGAGAUUGAAGACUACGAUCUCUGCACACUAACGCAGAAGAAUUUGAAAAAUGGUGUUUAUGGGACGGGACAGCUGCAUCCAGAUAAAGAGAAUGGGGUUUUGUAUUACCAGAAUCUGACCAAUGAGUUUGUGAUGAGUCAUUUAGAGCUUGAGAAGGCUGCGGGAGAGCAGAUCCUUCCUGCUUUUGCGGGGUUAGAGGCUAUGAACGAGGAGGGGAAGGGGACUGAUAAAAUUUGCAAACAGCUUGAAUGUGGGAUUCAUGGAAGUGAUAUUCUUUCUUGGUGACCCAAUUUCAUGAAACUCCUCUUGA